AUGGACAAACCAUUAAUGAUUAAAAAGGAACAAGGAAAAAGGCAGAAUAAAAUAGGUGUUAGAGGAGAUGUCAUCAAAAUGUUACAGGGGAAGCCUCUAGUAGCAGCCCUCCCGUUCCCACCUCCAAGCGUUUGCCGAACUGCUAGGUGGAGCCCGCGCCGCGGAGCCCACGAGCACUCCAUAUCCGGGUUUUGCCGGCCACCCCUUUCCCUGGCGCGAGCCCCCUCCCCGGCUCUCGGAGCUCUUGCCGCUGGCCCGCCCGACCGCUGCUCAUUCUGGCCUCCGCUCCGGCCCCGGCUGCGCCUACCCCGCGCGCAGGCUGCACGGUCCCCGCGCGCCCGCGCUCUGACCCGCUGUCUGCGCGUCGCCCCCCUCGCCUGCUGGCCCGGCACCGCUCGCUCCAGUUCCCAGGAGCGGGGAUGCAGAUGCUGCAGCUGGUCGGGGUGGGCGCCGCCGCCGCCGCCGCCGCCGCUGCUGCUGGUUUUUCUCGGACUGCUCGUUGCCUCCGCUCCGGCAGCUGCUGCCGCCGCCACCGCCGCCUGUGACUCGCCCCCUCCCCUUUCUUUCUUCUCUUUUUGCCUUGGUCCUCUUCCUACGGGUGUGCGCGCGCGCGGGUUGCACGGUUUGCUUUGGCAGGAGCUCGCUCGUGUGUGCGCGUGUGUGAGUGUGCGUGUCUGGAGAGCGCCAGUGCCUCGCUCGCUCUUGGGGAGUCGAAGAAGAGAAAGAACCGAAGAGACAGCGGCGGCGGCGCAGAGCCCGGGGCCGCGCGAUGAAGCUCCCACAUGCCCGCAGCUGCCCGGCCCGGCCGGCGAGCUAAUCAUCCACCCCACGGGCUCGGGGUUCGCCGGCCCCCGGGACGCAGCCCUCGGCGGCCGGGCGCCCGCUCUGUCUGCGCGCCCCCUCCGUGCACCGGGGAAGGAGUUUGUGUGGCUCUCGCUCCGGCUGUCCGCGGAGGUUGCGGGCUUGAGAGGGGACCCUCGGCUGGGAGAGAGCCUCGGGAGGACGAAGAGGAGGACGGUUUGGCGGAGAAGCCACCCCUGGCCCUCGCGGCUCCCCCUACCUAUUCCAUCGCUCCCGCUCCGAGGCGGAAAGGGGAGGACGUGGAAGAAGAAAAAGAAAGAGAAGGGGGGUGGGGUGGGAGAACUGGAUAUAAAGAUCGGCUGGGGGGAUGGUGGAAGAUUUUUGGUCUCUUCGGCAGCGUCUUUUCUUAAGCGGCGGCGGCAGCAGCAGCAGCAAGAGAAGGAGAAGCAGCCCCAGCUAUGACUGCCGCAUGUUAAUAGCUGCCGCUGGGUCCCUCGGCUGCUGCUGGAGACAGAGCCUGACUCCGAAGUUGUGCAACUGUGGACUGGGAGAGACAUUUGAACCCUCUUUUCUUUUCGCUCCCCUUUUGCCCCCUUGGGGUGUGUGAAGCGAGGAACGUAAAGGAAGGCGAACAUUUGGCUCUCUUUUUCCUUCCCCUUUCUCCGUGGCUGUGUAGCGGAAGAAAGGGAAGAGAGACUUUUUGUUGUUGUUUCCUUGACUGGGGUCUCCACCCUCCUGCUGCUUUCUCUGCGCUUCGAUUCUCGUUAUUUGCCGCGUGUGGUUGGGGGUGUCUGCACAGGGGCCGGCCGGUCUUUUGCCCCGGGCUCAAUGGCUGGAUUGUGGAAACUGCACCCGCCUUCAGGUUGUUGAGCAACUGAUGGGACGAUCUCAGGGACCGGCGUUUACGAAAGAAUGAGUAGGACAUUCAUUACCAGACCCCUUGACUGUCUCAAACCUUUAGGUUGUUGACUCAGUGUGCUUAUUGGAGGUAGGUAACCAGUAUUCUCUUACUCCAUUGACAAACAUGGGUUCUCAUUUGUUGGGAAAAAAGAGAGGAAAGUCUUUGUACCAAAGACUUACACCAAGAGGAAUUGUUGUCUGAUUUCCAAACAGGCCAGGGAAUAUACUGUGUUGCAGGAUCCCCUUGGGUAUUCAUUAAAGCAUAGUGACUGUGUCACAGGGGUGAGAGCCUAGAGAGCUGACAUGGACCUAUUUUGUAAUAUGUGCACAACUUUGUUUGUAUGUUCAGUUCCACACACACACACACACACACAUAUAUACAUAUAUAUAUAGGAUUAAGUAUAUUUAUAGCCUUUCCAAUCAAUACCAUUUGUAUUACAAAUUUAUUUCUAGAAUUACUUUGUACUUUAUAAUGAAAGUGAGCUUCAAAGGCUUUGAAAUUUUGCAUAUAAGUUAGUAAAUUGUUAUCUCUGUGAGAGUUGCACCAGAUGAUCUCUAAAUGCUCUUGCAGCUCUAAAUCCCUAUGAUUCUGUGAACCACGAUUAUUUUUUCCCAAAUUAAGCCUCCACCUAUAUGAUUUUUGGCCUUUGCUUAAUUCUGAGUGUAUACAUCUUUAUCAAAAUACUGUACAAGCAGUCAAGUCGCAUUAUCAAUAAUCAGUAGUUGAGAAAAAGAAAGCUUGCUAAUUUGGGCUUUUUUCAUAUUAACCACUGCUCAAACUCAUUAUGCAUUAUUUCUUUUUCAGUUAGAGGAGUUCAUUUACAUUCAGCAUCUUUGGGUUAAGUCAAGGUGAAAAAGCAUUCACCGUACAGUCCCCAAUUCACUUCCAUCUUCUAGAAUUGUGAGUCAUUUUUUUAGAAGUUUUAAAAUGGGGAUUGUAAACUCAGAAGCCUCAUGGGUCAGGUAGGUGUCAUUAAUGAGUUAGGGAUAUAGUGUGUAAAUGUUGCCAGAACCUCACAUUAUUUUUUAAGAAACUAUUAGUCCAGAUUUUUCUUAUGAAAGUUUCUACCUUCUUAGUGCUAUUUGAAAUUAUUUUAAAAUCUUGAAUGCUAAAGAGAUAAAUAAAUAAGAAUGACAUGACUGUGCAUGACCAGGUCUCUUCAUUCUUUAACUUCUACCUGAAAACCAGGCAUACUCUUCAACAUCAUGCUGCUAGAUAUUCUGUUGUGAAUCACUUACCCUUAUAGAUCCCUCCUCUUGGGGAUUUCCACUUACUCCCUCACUGCACGGUUGUACAAGUGUGAACAUGCCUGGAAACUAUAAUUAUCUGUGGAUUUUGACAAAAGAUCCUCAGUAGUUGUUACCAUGCUUAUUAAGUUCCCGAACAAAUUUUUAUCUCCUAAAUUAACAUCAGGUUGACAGGCAUCCAGGAUGGAUGCUGAUUCUCUGGUUAUCUGCACACUCGAAACUUAGUUUUAUCAGUCAUUUUUCUUCCUUGUGGAUCACCUCAGAACCUUUUACAUUUUUUCCAGUUUAUUUUUUGUCUUUCAGUAUCAUCCCUGCUGUUGACCCAGUGCACACCACAGCACCAAUGGCUUCCUUCAUUCUUAUGUCUUUUAAUUUUUUUUCAAGUAAUUUCAUAAUAUGACACUCUUGUACUUUUUUCAUCACUGAAAGAAUAGGAUGGAUAAUGUACACAAACUAACUCAAAUUGCAGCAUAAAUAUCAUGAACAUACAUUAGAUUAAAAGAUGUUGCUAUGGCUGACAUUAGAAUGACAUCUCCUGACUGCUAAAUUCAUUUGUUGCUGACAGUCAGGGUUGGUUGAUAUCCCGUUGUUCUUGAACACAGACUUGCUCACUUCAGUGAAAAUUUUAAGGCAGAAAGUUCUCAAGAGCUGCUGUCUGAAGCAAAUCUUAUGGCCAGAAGUUAUAGUAUAUUCAGACUGAUGCGCUAGAGUUUUCGAAAUGAUUCAUUUGGUCUUCUUAUGAAAUAGUUUUGAGAUUCUUCUUAGUAAACAUUGGCUUGAUUUUGUUUCUGUAAAAUUUUUUUUUCUUCUCCGCUGUAUGGAGAAGACUGUCAUGAGUGAACUUGGCAAUUGCCUUGUUAAAACCAGUUGGACGUUAUCUUCCACAUUGCGAAGCUAUACAUGUCUGAUAUGUUCUGAAAGAAUAGAAUUUAUAGUUAGAUAUACUAUUUUUGAUUAUUUACUCAGAAGGAGACAUGUAAUUAUUCUUAUGUUGUCAUGAAAAUCUAUUAAAUGCAUUUAUAUUUCACAUCAAUGUUACGAAAUUCCAUUAUUAUUAUUUUACAGAGGGGAAGCCAAGAUACAGGAGUGGAAAUUACUUGGCCACAUCGCACAGGUAGGAAAUUAGUCUUGGAAGUUUAACACAGAAAUCUCAUUCUUAACCACUAUCCUGUCUGCCUCUCAUUAUUUCAUUUGAAAUAGCUCACGGUUAGUGUAGGCAGGGUCCAAUAAAUUGUUUCCUAGCACCAUACAAAUCAAUCCCUAGUAAGUUGUUAUGGAAGAUUUUGUAAGAAUAGUGUAAAGCUCCUCUGUUGAUAUUUUGAAGAAUUUACUGUUCUCCUCUUUUGCAAAGUGAAUAUGCAUGUGUCUGCGUCAGCCUGCAGUCUUCUGGCCCCUCCCCAAUCUUUUAAGUUCCUUCAAAGAUUGCUGCAGUUGUUGGAUCUACUUUGCACGUCCUUUCAAAAAAUAUGGUCUUUAGUCAAAGGGUCCAGGGGACUGAAACACUUUUUCAGUGAAUAAAAAAGUUUUCAUUUCUCAAAACACAUUUUUUAAGCAUUAACUUUACUUUUCCUUCUGAUAAGUUUUUCUUCUGUUCUUUUCAAUCAGGUGGCCAUUCUCUUUACAGAAAAUUCUGAGACAACAUAACAAUUGGUUGUUUAGCUGUUUUUAAUCAUUUUUUUCUUUAUCCUUUACUUUUUACACCAUUAAUCUCAAAAUGUAUGCCUCUUCUUUCCUUGUUAUGUGUGUAUUUAAGUAUUGAUUUAAACUGUAGCAGCAUUUGUUGGAUAAUUAGGAAUUUUAAAACUCAUCAGAAGUUAUCUUUCUGCAAAGCUGGCUAGAAUUGAUGAAAACGGUGAGUUUUUUUCUGAACUGGUAACAAUAAUACAAUAAUUAUCCUUUUUUUUUCUCAGUAUGAGCCAGUAAAAGGACUUGACAUUUUCAAGAACAUCAUUUAAAUCCUUCAAGAUAAAUUUUCGGAGAUUAGCAUCUGUUGUUUGUUUGUUUAUUUUGUGUGAAGAAGUAUUGUGAGUGAAUGAAUACCAAAUCAAACACAGAAAGCGCAUUUUCACUUUUGCCUUACGAAUGAUUCGCUUUAUGUUAAUUUUUACCUUCUAUCAAGUAUAAUCUGGAAAUAAACUGAGUUUAUAAACUCUAAGGAUGAUUGCAGACAUCCAGGUUAAAAUCACAUUUUAAAAAUGUGGUUAAAUUUGCAGUGCAUUUGACUAACUGUAGUCUCAUAUCCUACUUUUAUUAGUGGAAAAAGAAUCUGUGCCUUUGAAAAACUAAAUUCAAUAUUUCCUACAAAAAUGCCAACAGUUUUUUUGAUUCUCUUUCUUAUUUCUUAUACUUGAGGUCUUUUAUGCACAUACUUAACACACACACAUAAAAUCAAAUUUUAGCAUGAAUUGAAACAUGAAAAUUAUAACACAGUAUUUCCCAGCUGAACACAAAAGUAUGCUGAAAAAUCUUAAUGUACAUUCCACAAAGCCAAUGAUAAAUCUUGCCCAUAGUUCUUAGAGGCAGUUUCAUUGUAAAAUAUUUUCCAUGAUUUUAUUUCACCUUCCAAUAUUUUGAAUUCUUCAGGAUCAAAAUGUGGUAUUUCUAUUAAAUCCAUAUUCCCAAGUCUAUCACUGACACAUUUGCCCUCCUAUGAAUAAUAUCACUGUAGUCUGUGAUAGAUCACAAUGUCAAGAAACUGAUCUUGUUUCAAUUUUUAACUCUGUUGAAAGAAAUAAAAAAUUCCAUUUGCUUCCAAGUUGUGGAGAGAAGAAAGAAGACAAUUAUUCAAAACAAUAGCUUUAACAUAAUAUUUAUUUAUGGUUUCUAAUUAGUUCUGUUGAUUAUUAUUCUUAAAACCACAAUAAUCCUUUGGUAGCAAGUAUAUGUUGUGUGGGCCAGUGAACCUAUUUGUUUAAGUCCAUAGACAAGAUGUGUAUUUAAGAAGAUUAGGGUUCUUUGAACAUAGUAUUAGACAUACUAAAUAGGUAGCUCAGGAAGACAUUAAAUGUAUUUUAUUAGUGCAGUUUUUAAAGACAAAGAUAAAUAUUAAAAUUCAACUCCCCCCAAAACCCAAUAUGGAUGUGUUUUGGUAGAUAUGAUGAGUAACAGUUGAAAGUAAAAAUCAAAUAAGAUAUGAUAAUUAAUGUUAAUAUGGUAUCAGUGAUCAUCUGUAGUCAGUUUAUACAAACUUAUUAAAGAUUAUUUCACUUCAUACCAUUUUUCAAUUUAUUUCGCUUAAUUGAAUUAGAGGUGUGUGUGUGUGUGUGUGUGUGUGUCUGUGCGUGUGCGCACGCGCACACCCCAUGCUUUAGGAAGGAGGCACAGCAGUUUUGGGGAAAAUGUGUGUGUGGCCCCAGCUGCCUGAUUUUUCUCUGAGAGUCAGAAGUGGUGUCUGAGUACAUACAGGUUAGGAAUCCCCAAGGUCUGUCUUCCUUUAGCUACUACCAGCCCCCAUCUUCCUCCAGGACUAAUAUUUUUUAAACCUUAGUGCAAGGACCUAUCCCCCCCAGACUAAAUACUGAUUAUCACAAGAGAUCUUGCUUGCUAGCUCUGAAUGGACUUGUGGACCAGGUCCCUUGAUAAACUGUAGUGGGGGUUCCAGUAAUACAGGCCUCUUUCUUACAACAGCAAAGAAUCCCCAAAUGAGGAGACACUUUGCCCCACAAGUCACCAUGGUUUUGGUGCUGAUGGUUACUUUCCUUCUGUAUUAGAAUCCUCUCUACAUACAGCUCUUGCUAUAUUUAGUACCCACCAGGAUCCCCUGGAAUUCAUAAGCAUGUGGUUUAUGUUGUAUCAUUGCAAUGUGGUUCAUGAAGCCUUAGGGCCAGGAGUCCUGGAUUCUGGUUUUUGUUCUGCUCCUCUGGGAUGAGUGACCUUGGAAAUGUUGCCUUCCUGAUUCUUUCCUUUGUAGAAGGGCACUGCAAAUAGCAUCUGCCUCCGGAUUGUUGUGAGAACUAAAUGACAUAAUGCCUAGGUGCGUAGGUCUGUUUUAGGCACAUACGAAGUUCUCAGUCAGUGAUACUGAAAUCAAUGUUUAUAUAGUCAGUGUAUACAUUAUAUACAAUGAAAUCAGUGAAUUAUUAUUGACACUUCUAAGGUGUUGUCUAACCAGUGGGAGCGUACACCCAGUGUACUAUUCUUUCUUCUUCUUUGUAGCCCCUAGAACUAUAACAUCAGGGAGUCUAUAAACAAUAGAUAAGUUAGCUACCUCAACGGUAAUCACUUCACUCAUAUAUAUCACAAAAAUAAACAAAAUAACCUACUUCUAGGAAGUAUAAGUAGAUAAUAUUGAACAUUGCUAAUGCAAUAAAAAUAACCCUUAUUUACUUUGCUUCCUUAAAUCGCAUAUCAAAAUAAGAAGAUACUAAUUUGGACUUUCCUCUAUCUUUCCAAAAUUUUAAAGCAUUCCCAAAUUUGCCUCAUUAGCUCUAUCACUCCAGGCACACUUCCUCAUCAAUUGAACUUACCUCAAAACGAAUUCAUGAUAUAUGCCAAUAAAAUCAUUCACUAGCAUCUUCCCAUUGUCACCAUAUCUAACAUUUAAGAAAUAAAAAUGGGCCGGGUGCGGUGGCUAACGCCUGUAAUCCCAGCACUUUGGGAGGCCGAGGCGGCGGAUCACGAGGUCAGGAGAUCGAGACCAUCCUGGCUAACACAGUGAAACCCCGUCUCUACUAAAAAUAUAAAAAAUUAGCCGGGCGUGGUGGCGGGCACCUGUAGUCCCAGCUACUCAGGAGGCUGAGGCAGGAGAAUGGCGUGAACCCGGGAGGCGGAGUUUGCAGUGAGCCGAGAUUGCGCCACUGCACUCCAGCCUGGGCGACAGAGUGAGACUCUGUCUCAAAAUAAAUAAAUAAAUAAAUAAAUAAAUAAAUAAAUAAAUAAAUAAGGCAUGACAAUUUAAUAGAAGAUCAUUACUGCUCAGUAUUGGUCAGGCUUCUUCCUAAUUCUAAGCAAACUCAACAAAGCAAUUGUUCCCACAGCCUAGGGUUUUCACUUUUAUCCUCGUAGUGUUUAUAUUGCAUGAAGCCUUCCUGAACAGCACGUCCAUAUGCUCGCCGCUGAAAUCACUAGGAAAUGUCCUCCUCACCAAUGAGGUGUGAGAAAGGAGGAAAGCAGGAGUGUUUAUUUUUUACAUCUUUUUUUCUGUUACCUUUUUUUUCUCCUUUGAACAUAUUUAUAUUCUCAAAUAUUCACUUUCAUUGGAAAUCUUUGACAUUCUAAUAUAACAUGAGGCAAAUCAGUGCAGACUCAAAUAGGUUACCAAGAUACAGGCCUGUGACAUAUUAGAUUUUCUCUUUUCCACAAUUUCAAAAAUCAUUACUUUAUGAUUCAAUUUAGGAAGCAUUUGAAUAAGUACUUGAAUCUAACACUACUAGAGGCUUCAGGGAUUCCCCCCAAAACAUUAAAAUGGUUCUUGCAAUCGAGGAAAUUCAAAUUUCAUUGCUGCUUAUGAGACGUGUAAGAUUAAAUGUCAAAAUAUAUGAUAAACAUGCUAUAUAUUAAUACCAUUCAAGGUCAGAGUUGGGAGAGAUCAGAAUGAUUCAGAUAUUUGAAGAUGGUUUCAUUGAAUAAUAAACCUGUAAAUAUAUGAAACAUUUGAAGGGUAUUUGAAACCUAACGAUGGUUGUUUUAUAUUAUAUGGAUGAGAGAUAGAACAGAUAAAGGCAAAAAUGAACUGUAUUCAUUUUAUUAUUACCUUUUACUAAAGUAUUUAACCAAGUGCUGUUGACAUGAAAAACCAAGAAUGUACAUCUCUGUCUGUUCUUUUCUCUGAGCAUCGCCGGAUUCCCGUGUUAAUGAAUAAUGAAAUGGAUAGAGUCUGUAUAGUGUAGUGCAGUUUAUGCCAGAAAUAGAGUGUAAUGGUAAGAACAAAGGCUUUGGUGUUAGACAAUGCGGUAUUGUAUGUUAUUUUUGACAUUUACUGCCUUUCUAAUGUUGGAAAAGUUACUUAAUGUCACUGAGUCUCAUUUUCUCUUUUAGGGUGGUUCUAAGAGUUAAGUAAGAUAAUAAAUGAAAAGUGCCUAGCAGAAUGCAUGGCAUAGAAUAUGCAUCAAUACAUAGAAAUUUGACCGUCACUUGAAUUAAGAGACUGGUUUAGGAGCAUUGUAAUCUUAUGCAAUAAAAUCUUAGUGGCCUUUAAAAAAUUUUUUUUAUUUUUUUGAGACAGGGACUCACUCUGUCACCCAGGCUGGAGUGCAAUGAUGUGAUCUCAGCCCGCUGCAAUCUCUGCCUCCCAGGCUCAAGUGAUCCUCCCACCUCAGCCUCCCAAGUAGUUGGGACUAUGGGCGUGUACCACCAUGCCUAACUAAUUUUUGUAUUUUUUGUAGAGACAAGCUCCCACUAUAUUGCCCAGGCUGGGCUCGAACUCUUCAGCUAAAGAGAUCCUCCCCUCUUGGCAUCCCAAAAUACUGGGAUUACAGGCAUGAGCCAACACACUCGCCAUUCUCAUUUGUUAUUUGUAUUAAGAGAAAAAUAUCCGUUUACCAAGGUGUAACCUCAAUCUCCAGGGCUGAAGCUUGAUCCUCCCACUUCAGCCUCUUGAGUAGCUGGGACUACAAGCAUCCAAUACCACUCCCAGCUAUUUUUUGUUCUUUUUCAUCUUCUUCUUUUUUUUUUUUUUUUUUUUUUAAAGGAGACAAGGUCUUGUUAUGUUCCCCAGGCUGGUUUCAAACUCCUAGGCUCAAGAGAUCCUCCUGCUUCAGCCACCCAAAGUUCUGGGAGUACAGGCAUGAACCAUUGCACCUUGCCCUCCUGUAUACUUUAAAUCAUUUCUAGAUGACUUAUGCUACCUAAUACAAGGCCUACACAUUUUUUUCAUUUGAGUGGGUUCGAUGUAGCACUUGGCACACAUGAAAUUCAAGUUUGGUAUCUGGGACUUUUUGGAAUUUUUUCUGAAUAUUUUUGAUGCACUGUUGGUUGAAUCCAUUAAUGCUGAACCCACGGAUACAGAGAGCAAUUGUAUUUUGACAUCUGCCAGGGUGUGUGUGUGGUGGUGGUAGGAUAUUUUUCCCAUGGAAUUUGGCCAACACUAUAAAUAAGGAAUUUUUAUUUUUUCAAGAGCUGGUUUAUAGGCAUAGUGCUGAAUAAAAGAGACAAAUGAUUAAAGAAAGAAUAACAAUAAAGUAUGCUACAAAACAUAAUAUAGUGUUACAAUGUCGUCUUUGCAAGGACAUCUAAACCAGCCAGGGAGGUCAAGGAGAGCAUCUCCUUUCAAAAGCAGUAACAUCUAAAUUGACCUCUGAAAAAUGCUAGGAUUUGCCAUGAAAAGAGUGAGGAUAAAAAUAUUUGAGGCAGAAAGAAACAAUGUGUGUGAAGUUCCAAAACUAAGACAGGAUUGUUCUUUAGUCAACUGAGUUCAGUAGGGUUAGAGCUUAGACUUCAAGGGGAGUUAGAGAUGUUUGGGAACGACGAGAUUGAAAUAUUAAGAGAGACCAAGGAAGGGCUUAGUAAACUAUGUUUCAAAGGUUUAUUUUUGAGCACAAUUCCAUGUUGAAGGUGCUCAUCAUGGAAUCAAGACUUAUCUCUGAGCGUCAUCUUUGCUAUGCUCACGUUAUAAUAAUGAUUUUUACAUUUUGGCAGUGCCACAGCAGUGUCCUGGCAUGUGGUAUGAUCAUUCAGCCAUCUAUGACAAUGUAAUUAUAAUACAUUCUUUUUAUUAUGUAUCAUAUGUGUUAUUUUGUAGUAAAGGUCUUUGUGAAAUUCAGUAUGCUGAGUGUCUGAUCAUAGUAACCCUUUCAAAAUUAGAAAAUAAAAUCAGUUUGGCAUGAUUUCACUAAAAGUCACCCCUUUUCUCUCUAAGUGCUAAUUCUGUGUUAUAUCAGUUAUGGUUUUACCAGAAAAAAAUUAAGGUCGCCAUUGUGUUGUUUCUAGAUUUCACUCUUUUUUAAAAAAAUUGGGCAACAUUUGCUUUCAGAUUCUCCAGACACUGUAUUAGCAUUCGUCAUUCUCGUAUCUUUUACUCACCCGGGCUGCUUCUUACCUGGGCCAGUAACCGGAACUUCUCUGGUCUCUUAUUAUCAUUUUCUCUCUUUUGGGCCCUCCUUUUAUCUUAAUCGUAUUUAUUCUAUCAUAGUCAUUGUUAAGAGCGUUUAUCUUAACAGAAAAAAGAAAAAGAAAACAGGAGCUGAGGACUUAUGCUCUCUCUCUCUAAUUUUGUUCUACUUUAUACAAUUCUACCAACUUACCACGGAAUCACAGACUCCUUAUCCUUUUUAUCAAAUAAUUUGAAUUAUGUGGAACCAAUUCUUAUUUUUGUUAUUUGAUGCACUACAGCCACUCUUUAAAAACUGCUGUAACUCAACCAGAGAAGGAUAUAUCUUUAAAAAUGUUUCUGGACCAGCCACCAGUUUCUUAUCUCUCAAGUGGUAGUACUGGGGAAGAUUUGCAAAAUAGCCCCCAGAAAAUUAGGAUCUGUGCAUAUUUAUAAGAGGUUAGAUUCUAAGACAAACAUGAAAAUUUCAUAUUUGUGAUUUCUGAAAAUUGUUGAAUGCAAUCUUGAUAUAUUUAUUUAUUAAGUAGAUAACGAAUAGCUAAAUUAAAAGGUUAUGCAAAUGUAAAAUAAUUGCAGAAACAAUUCAUAUUCAAAUUUACGUUUUGCUGUAUUAUUUCCUGAAUAUAUAUCAUUUUAUUAACAUUAUCAAGUGCAAAUAAUUAAACUGAAAUUUAUAAUAUGUAAAAUAUUUUAAUAGAAAUUGAGUUUUGUGGUUAAAAAAAACCUAAUUUUCCCAGAAAAAUAAUAUUUAAAUUCACUUUGGCAUUCAAAAAAUAUUAGGCUAUUCCUAAUGGGGAGAAACCUGGUAACUGGGGUUUAACCCUUUCAGUAUGAGCUGUAAUUGAAUGUAAAUUGUAAAGCAGUUGUCUUGCAUAGAGUGCAUUUGAAAAAAAAAAAAAGACCCUGAAAAAGUCUCAUCUCUUUGACUUUUUAAUGUAUAAUUCUAGCGUUUCAUUUUACAAAAAGUAUAAACACUUCUAAAUCCUACUCAUUUCAAUAGAAUGUCUCUGUUUUCCAUGAGGUACCAGAAAAAGCCUUAAAUGAUAUGUGAUGUGCUGCUAGUCGUUUAAUGAGACAUUCAAUGCAGUAUGAUUAUGACUCUGUUGCUCAGUCAUUUCAAGUUCUGUCCAUCAAAAUUGUGGGCACUUGCUUCUCAAAUGAAUCAAAAAGAGUUUCCAGGACCAGGGAGAUAUAAGUAUUGAAACAGUAAGCAACACCCAUACCAUAAAGUAGAAGUGAUUCAUUGGUUAACAGAAAACGUAAUGUCCAGAGCUUCAUGGUUAUAGAUAAAAUAGGCUAUGUUUAUUUAUCCAUUUAGGGUAGUUUUUUUUUUUCAUUUCGUUCCAGGUUAAUUUUGAUUUCCUUUGUAAUAACGGGAAAUUAUUUUGAGAUAGGCUUGUUGGUAUCCUUGAUUAUCUGUGUGGUGUCUGCAUGAAAGAGGAAACAAGUAGAUUUUCAGGAAGUUUUCUUAAUAGUUCAAUGCAAUCAGACUGGCCAAUAUUGAGAAUUACUGCGCCAUAAAUAAUUGUGGUUGGUUUCUAACUUUGAUUUUAUUCAGCCUAAUAACAAGUAUUGCUCUAUAGAUAAUUGUUGACGGUUGCAGACUCUGAUUUCGUUCAAUUAAGCUGGUAACCUUUUUAAGAAACUGCUUGGGAGAAAGCCAAGAAUUCCAGUGAACUGAUUUCUAGGGGGACUGAAUUGAAAUUGUGUUAGCUUCAAAAAUGUUUCAUGUAGGUCCAGCUGUGUUAAUUAACCUUUUCCUUAAACUACCCUCUCCACAAUUGGAACCCCAAAUCGGCAAACAUAGCAAAGGACCAUUUUAUCUAGAUUUAGGUUUUUCUCAAAGUGAUUAUAAACUUGGAAAGACAUUAUAAAAUAGGUUUUUGACAUAUAGUAAGUGUAUGAGGGCUGCUCCUUCUUUCUAAAUCACAGAAAAAUUCAGAUUCUCUCUCCUUCCCUUUCUUCCUUUUUAAAAAUCACCCAUGUAUGUAUUCAAGAAAAGUAAAACCAGUGUAUAUUACACAAAGGUUUGCUUUCUUUAUGUCAAAUUGUUAAUUUAUAAUGGUAAAUACUGUGCUUGGAAGACAGUAGGAAACUCUAUCAAACGUGCCCUUUACUAAUAAAGUAGAGAAUUGUCAUUUAGAGUAGUAUACUUGACCUAUGGCAAAUACUGCUAGUACUGGAAUUCCAUUGUUUAUCUCUUGUGCUCUACACAGUGGGAGGGAAAAAGAGAUGCAUUGUAUUGAAAGUAUACAUUAUGCUUGGGAAAAAGUGUUUCUUUAAAUAAACAAAACCUUUUCAGUAAGUACCAGUACAAGCUAAGAAGGCCAAGGUCAUAGGUCUCAGUAACCAUGUAUGUCAGUAAAAGGCAUCUUGUGUGUUUCGUGGUUACAGUUGGUCUAUAAAGUUGUAUUUUUGGUCACCCAAGUAAGAGGCAAGAGAGCAUUCGUAGGAUUUCCUACUUGGAAAAGGUAGGGAAGAAAAAAAGAAAAGUGAGAAGACAAAAUUACAAACUUCAAAACAUGCUUAUUUGAUGAUCAGUAGUAGGUGUUAUCUUUGUAUACAGAAUCUUUGGGCUGAUUUUCGUUAAUUGUAUCAACUUGAGUAAUAGUUCUUAUUUCUGGGAAAUUAGAAUCUACCAAAGAACAGCUUGGGAAAAAAAACCUGUUAAUACUGGGUUUCAAUACGUGAAGCUUUGUCAUUUGCUGAUGAUCUUUAUUCAUCACAUUCACAAUUCACAAGAUUAUUUCUAAGGUGGGUUUGAUUUACUGACUUUUCCCAUGCUCCAUGAGAGCUGCCAUAUGCCUGAUGAUUCUGGGCUGUCUCUUCUAGGUUUUUUAUCCACCCCUUGAUAGCAACAGUUACUUCCUAUAUCCCUGGGACAACUAAGCGGAGGACAGUAGUUAACUAAAGUGGCUUUGAACAGUGGCAGAAAAAUGUGCUGGGAAUACCUUAUAUUCUAAGCAACCUCCAAUUUCUGUGAGCUAAAAGUGCUAUGUAAUGUGAUAAAGAAUAUAACAUCAGGAGUUUUGUUUCAGGAGAAAAAAGUGAGAUAAUUGGCUGAAAUGGACAAGUUUUGAAAUUUACUAGCCUUGAGCAAUGAUGAAUAACUGAAAGUGCUGAAUCAAACUGGCCUUUGAAUUAAAGCAAUAUAACAUACUGUAGAGGUUCGUCAUUUCCAGCAGAUAGGAGGUCCUGGCACACACAGUAAGAUAAUGUGAAGAAUUAGCUUCAAUCUAUGAUUUUUGACCUUCAGUACAAGUCUAACUUAAAAUAUAAUCUUCGAAAUUUGCAUUUUGGAAUUUGUCUUUUCCCUGUUCCUUGCAAAACCACAUACAUCAAUAUACAUUGAUAUGUGGGGAAAAUGAUCUACAGUGGUGUAAAUUUAACAUGCAAUUCUGGAAUACUAACUUUUGAAUUUCGCAUAUUUAAGUCUUUUUAUAUUUCUAGAAUUUUCAUACAGGAUGUGAUAACUUGAUAACAAACUCAACAGUAAUUUGCACCAUUUCAGGUAACCUACUGAUUAAAUUUUUUUAUACUUUAUAGUUAUUCUAACAAUGAUUCCAUUUUCAGAGAGGUUCUCUGGGCUUUCUGCUUCAUGCCUCCUCUAGCCACCCUGAACGAUUAUAUCCUAAGGGUCCGUAUUCUAAAGGUUUUCUGACACUGGCCUUGGUUCUCCAUUUCAUGAUCUUUCUGACUUUAGACAGAGAUGUUUUCUAGGCUUUUUCUAUGCCUUACUUCUCUUACAUCUUUAAAUGCAUUUGUAGAUACUUUUAGAUUAAAUUGUGCUCAAACAUAUUCAUAAAGCAGAACAAACAGCUGACUUAUAUUUGGGAGGACUUUUACAUAGUGGGAGUUCUAGACUCUAAGAACAUGCCAUUCAAUUUUAACAUCACUUCUAUUGAAAAAAGAGAUUUAUCAUGUAUUGCUUUGAUUUACCACAUCCUUACUGGAUGUUUGUGGACAGAAUUUGUAGAUAGGAAAUGUUCUGCAGUGGAUCCCAUAUUGAAAUUUGUGGAUUCCAUUUGAGAUUUACAGACUAAUAUAAAAACAUAGCGAUACAAAUUUAAUGACAUAAUUCUGAGUGUCAUAAUUGUCAUUUCGAAUUUAAUGCUUAUUCUUAUAGAAUGAAAAUUGUUUUAUAUGUAAGGUAAAUCUAAGCCUUCCAAAUAUAUUUUAUGCUUAAUACAAACAUCUUUUUGUUCCAAAUUAGAGUAGUCCAGUAAUUGAAGUAAGCCAGAACUAAUGUCAGUGCCAUCAUUCUUUAAUAGUAAAAUCAUAGGAACGUUGCUGCAAUAAGGUAGUGGAGAGUUCAAAAUCAUAAUUUCAUUAAUGGAAAUAUGCUGGACUAUCACUAAUCAAUUUAUUUUUGUUUAGUUUUUAAUAGUAUUUUUCCAAAUAUUUUAAAUUUAGUCUUAGUAUUAGACUUUGUCAAAGUAUUAUAAUACUGAGCCUAAUAGUAGGUUUGAUGUAUUGAAUGUCAUACUUAAAACAUAUUUAAAAGAUUUAAGCAGAUUCAAAAUAAAUAAGUAGCAUAAUGAAAACAGUUAUAGUGCUAGCUGAAAAAUUAAACUUUCAAUUCCAUUGGACUAUAUUCAUAAUAACCUUUUCUAAAAACAAAAUAAAUGUCGAAUGUAAUGAAUUGCCAGAAUGUGAUAUUUAUGAAGCAUCAAUCAGCAUUUUCUUAUUUUCAAGGAAGGUCAUAGCUGCAACUUAGCAGGAAUAAAAGUCUCUGCUCCCUCCCCUAAGAAGGAUUCAUGUGUGUUAAAUAAGAGUCACACAGAGAGAAUACCUGUAACCCUACUGUACCAUCAUUGAGCUCAGAGACUGGCUAACUUGCAAGCACCUUCCUAUUUUCCACUACCAUGCUAUAUCAUCCCUAGAAAGUUGAGGAAGCACAGAUGGAUUCAUUUGCACCUACAGUGUCAGCUUUCUCAUCUUUCUUUUGAUUUUAGCUUUCCUAAAAACCACUCUCAACAUUACAGCACAGAAUAGAAUGAACAUUUACUGUGAAUUGAUAUUGUAAGUAUGAUUAAUAGGGAUGGCUGCCCCUUUUCCUGAUAUCAUGAUUCAGUAACAAAUAAACAAAGAUGCCUUAUUUUCUCUUUUCCCGCCUCUCUCUCAUGUACUGGCAUACAAAAACUGUGAGCCUCUCAAUAAAAAGGCAGGCUGUACAUGAACUUAAUCACUGUAUCUAUUUCAGAGAAGAUAUCUGUCUCAAAUUGGAGUUAGGGUAUGGAGAGUUUUAGUUGACUUCACUUUUUUUUAUUUUAAAGUUUUGAUUAGAGUACUAUAAUUAUAAAAUAGGUAGCAUAAUUAUAUCUACAAAGUGAUGUUGAAAAUACUUUAAAAAAUAAAACAUCCUAAUCAAGUAAGUUUUAUGGAAGUAUAGGAGCAGGCUUUUAGCACAAAAUCUUGGGAAGGAAAAAUAGAUAUCUGACCUUAAAAUUUAUAUAUAAUCAUCACAUUGGCCAACGUGCCAUUUUUAAAUGACUCCAUGUAAAUGUAUGACUGGUUUUCUCAAACACGGAUUCAAGUUCAUAACAUUUAUUUUCCUUUUAAUAUGCAUCUAAAUUACUAACUGACCAAAACAAAAUAAAGUAUUGGUAACUUGGGGGGAAAUUUCUGUCUCAGUAAGCUAACUAAUUGCUUCAAUUAUUUCAAAAUUUUUUCCUAUUUUUAAAGGAAAAAGUCCAAUUUUUGGUGCAAAAGUCACAGGCCUAAAAGUGCAAUUUGAAAUAACUGCAGCAGCUUUUUUCCUCUGAUUUUAUUUCUUCUUUCUAUGUAGAUGCAAAAUGCAAAAUUUAUCUCAAGAGGAAUAGUUAUCUUUUAUUUGCUGAUUAAGCUAACCAAAUAUACAUCUUAUUAUUUUGUUUUGUUUUAGCCCAGGGUCUAAUAAAGUUGUAUAAGAAUUUCUUGGGCCUCAGCCAUUUAUUUGAGGUAAAUACUGUGGUUUGAGAAAAAUUUUCAUGUAACUUAAUUUCCUGAGGAAAUGAUCUAUGAAAUAUUUAACAUCUAGUUGCUAGCAUACUUUUUAGUGCUAAUAACCAACUCCAAAGAGAAAGAAAUGGCAUUCUUUUUCAUUUUAUUCCAGUGGUGUGUGGCAUGUUAAAAUAUGACACAUAUUUGGAAAAAUACAUUAUAUAAAAUUAAAUGUUAAACCUGUAAUGCAUCAUUUGAUUGAUUGAGCAAGAUAAUUUCUUGAGAAACAUUGCUACUAGAUUAUGGAAAAUAUAUGAUCAAGUUGUUAAGAUGGCAAAAACCUACAUUAAUUCUUUAAAACUAGGGACAUUUAUGUAUUUGGAGAGCACUAUUGGGAAAAUAAGUAAUUGCGUCAACUCAUUCAUCAUUUGCCCUUUAUACUUAGAGCUUUAAGAAGAGAAUGGUAAGUGAUACUAUAUCCACUCUUUCUUUGGCAUUCAGACAGUAACUUGUUCAAUUAAAAAUUCUUGUUAGGUCAGACAUAAUGGAUUCUUGUUGUUACUUUAGUAUUUAUUCAAUGAAAGAGAUCAAUAUUUUUGGCCCCAAGGGAGCUGCACUGAUAAGAGACUCUGCAGUAAGUCUCUCUGUUCAUUAUAAACUUUUGGCUGGCAGGUGCAGUGUCUGCUGUAUGACCAGUUUUAAUUAGAACAUCAAGGUAGAAUGAGAAUUCAGACAUUCUUUUUCUCUCUUUUUAAUAGCAUAUAUGCUUUUUAAUAGCUUUUUGCCUUCUCCUUCUUCCUUUUCUCUGGUGUGUGCCCUUUUUAGAAGGUAUUUCUUAAAGGGAAUUUGAGAACAAUAGGUCUGAUUUUGAGAAAUUUAACUAUUAUCCACUUGAUCGCAUGUGUUUCAAGUUUGAGUAGAUUAAAUCUGAUGAUGGUUGUGUAGCCUCAUUGUACGAGACAGGUAGAGAAAUAAUCAUCUUUCAUUAUCAUGCCCACCUUUGCCAAGUUUUUAAUGUAUCUGUGUUUAAAUUUAAUGGAACUGAUUUGUGAUUUUUUUGGAAACAUGACAUUAAAUAAAGCCAUAAAAAACUCUAUUUUGCUUUGCAACUUCAAAUGCUUUCUAAAUAUGGCCUAAUGCUCUAUUCAAGUAACAAAGUCGUUUGCAGAAUAAGCUGUCACAUUCAACAAGCUCUAAUUUUGGCUAGAUCUAUUAUUUUACAAAUUAAACGAAGGUGCAGGUCUCUGCCUUCCCCGCAACAAAAUCUUAACCAGACUAUCACAUUUAAUCUGCUAGAUGAUUUAUUAACUUGCCAUUUAAUUCAUUUCAUUAAAAUACGUAAUUCAGUUUAUAGAUUUGAGAGCUGGCAGAAUCUUUUACAAAUCAUUUAGUUUUGCCCCUUUCUUUUACAGAUAAAGAAACUUGAGACCAAGAGAAAUUAAAUGGCAUGCUCAAAGUUACAUGUCAAAUGGUUGCUACAGAAACCAGCUCCUCUAAUUUAGUUCUCUUUCCAAAUAGCAUGGCAAAGACAUUUGUUACUAUAUAUAAAAAACAAUACUUGUUUAAAUGUAUUUAUUAAUAGACAUACUGAUUUGUUUUCAUACCCCAAUUUACUUAGAGGUAUCAUAAUACAAUACAUAAUGAUUUAAACCUGUGGGACAUGCAAAAAGGAAUCAUGUUUAAAGGUCAGAAUACAUAAAGGUUAAAUGUCAGAGGCCCAGAAAUAAGAGGUACAGCUUUUAAGCCUAAACUUUAAAUUGUAGGCUCUGUAAGUGCCAGGACCAUGUUUUCUAGGUUUUCAUAAAAGUAAACCUUAAAGGUCCGAGAACUCACAGAAUAUUGUUGCCUGAAUAAUUAAAUAUUCCAAAGAAGGUGAGAAUUUCAGAGAAUUUUACUUGUUACUAACACCAGUAUUUCCCACACUGGAAUAAUACUAUUUGUUUACUUUUCAGUUAACACUCUUAAUAUGAAAAAAACCUGCUUAUUUGAAAUUAGACAUUUCCUGAAGCAUAUCUGUCUAGUCAAAAAAGGUCCUAAUCAUAUUAGGAGAGUGGCAAUUAUAGUAGUUUAGACUUUGCGUAUAACAUAGCGAUACAUUAGAGGAAAGAAGUAUAAAAUGCCGAGGCAGGAAAUUAUUGUUAUCAGAAGUAUAUUUAUACUACUGUGGCCAUUAGGCAGACUAAACAUAAGAAUGACCAAGAAAUGGAAAAUAUCCUCACACCUGCCAUUUAUAACAGCUAAUACAUAUGGAGUCUACUGCUUGCCAUGCCCAAAGCACCUGAUUUUCUCUUUAUGACUUUACUGAUCAGUUUUUGCAUUGUCUGUAAUCAUGUUGAGACUUCAUUUUGGAAGACCUGAUACUGUUGUUUUCUAAGUUCAAAUAGAAAAGGGUAAUAUUCAUAUGGCACUUUUGUACUUUGGAAAACUCUGUCUCAUAAUAAGCUGAGGAAACCUGUGGUUACAGGAAAGAAGAGUAAACAGUAUCAGUUAUUGAGAGCCUCCUAUAUGAGAGGCAUGUGAGACACCUUCCCUUAGAAAAUGGUAAAGGAAGGUAUUAGUGUUCUUAAAAAAAUAAUAGUAACAGGGAAAUCUAGCUAUGAAGUGGCAGAAUUCAAAUCUAGGUCUUCAGAGUUGAAGUCAGGCCUAUAGACUCAAGUGACUUCCGGGGCCAGGGAGGAAAAAUGAAAUUGUGAAAUUUAUAUGUCUUGUAAAUCUUUGCUCUUCACAGUUGUAUAGCAUUGAAUGUCUAAGGCCUUGCUCUUCAAGACUUGACAGAAAUGACUGUUACCGUGUUUUUCAAAUGUCUCAUCUCACAUGAGGUUAUGCAUUAUAGCAUUAAGAACUAUAACUCCCCUAGAGCUAUUUGUGGCUUAGAAUAAGAGUUUUGUUAAGAUUUCUUAGUACUUUAGACCUUAAAUGGAAAAAAUUGCAAAGUGAAAUCUAUCUUAUGGUACAUAGUGCUUUUAUACACACAUCAAUGUGAAGUAGUUCUUUAUGAGAUUGAUUUUGUAGCAUUGAACAACAACAACAAAAAGUAAAUUACUGAAGGCUGAGACAGGUAAGGAAACAGAGAAGUCUACCCACAUUUCUGAACUCUUUGCUGAAGGCAGCUGUGUCCUAGAACUUACUAGUUUAUGACAGACUAUACACUGCUUUUGAACUGUUUCAGAUUACUCAGAAACAGCAUUCAUGGCCAGCCCAGAAUUAAUGUGUAAAUGACCUUUCACAGAACCAGGAUGGAGGAAGACGUCACUUAACUUUGGAAGAGGUGGAUAUUUAGAUGUCAUGAACAUCUCUAGGCUUCUCUUAGAGCUAAAUAGUAAAAGGGUUUCCCUUUCAUAAAUCUUCAUUCUCUUUAUAGAAUGAAUGGGUGAUAUAUAGUUCCAUCUACUUCUAGAUGCUUGCUGUUCAUUUGUGUGAUGUUUAAUGCAAAGCAAGAGGAAGGAAAAUGUAGUUCUUUAACAAAGAUCUUUUCAGUAUAUGUUAAAUUUACCACUAGAGAUGAAAAUACAUUGUUUUUUAAGUGUUUGAUUUUGUGAGGUCUUUGGGUAGUGGAAUCAAUUCACAGUCAGUUCCAUGUAAUUUGGAUAUGUGAUUAUUACUUAGAAUCCCUGAUUUCUCUAAGUUGUAGUUUCUUAUAAGACACUAAAACAUUUUACUUUAUCAUGCAGAUGAUUUCUUAUGCAAAAGCAGUGCUCUGUAGUGCUUCUACAGAGUUUACAAAAAAUGGUUUCAUGAUACUAAUUUUUAAAGUUUUAUGUGUCAGUUUUUUUAAUUUUAAUGACAAAAUUUUCAUGACAAAAAAAUCAGUAUAUGGAAGUCAUCAGCCCUAGGUUUUAAAAGUAAGAAAAGAAAAUGGGAAAUAGAGUAAUAUCUUACUUUUUUCAAGAGAAAUAAAAGAAAAUUAAUUGGUAAGAAUAAUAUUGCUUUCACUUCUUAUAUAAAUCUAAUGUCUAUAUCUGCCCUGCAUUUUAUGUAAUGAGGACUAUAGGACAGAUUUUACUUUAUGAGCAUUCAUUUUAAAUUAAAAUAAUAACGUAGUCAUGAUUUUCAUUAAUUAGAAAUGCCCUAUUCUAACAUUUCCUCAGACAGCAUGGAAUACACUGCUAUGGCCUCUAGUAGGACUCUUCAGUGUGACGCUAAUUAAAACCAACAUUGAUUCUGCUGUUUUAUUGACAUACAUCAAAUUUAGAAUGAAAAGUAGCUUUUGAGUGACUUUAAUUGUCAAAACUAUUGAAUUAAUUUUGAUAUUUCUGAGGAAAUGAUCUUCAUUUAAAGUAAAACUUACUGAGGGUUUGUGUAAUCAAAUGCCUAUCAAAAUACUUGAUAUUCCUGUAUAAAACAUGCUCUACUAAAGUAGUAUGUUGAAGAUAAGUCAAAUCAGCUUUUAGCUAUUGUGUGGUAUUCUGGAGAGGUGUAGGACAUUGUAAUGUGGAUCCUAGACUCAGAGUGGCUGGGUUUGCCUCAGUCAUGCUAGCUGUGUGACUUUGGGUAAGUUACCUACACUCUCUACUACUCAGUAUUCUUAUCUGUAAAUAGGGGAUGAUGAUAAAACCUAGGUAGGAUUGUUGUGAGACUGGAAUGAGUUUUAUGUAAAUGCUUAAUACAAUUUCUGAGCUGUUAGCUCUUUUUAUUUUUGUUGUUGCUAUCGUUUUUAACACAGAGUAAGGAGACAUGAUGUACUCAGGACCAGAUUUUAGUUUACUGUUGUUGGAUUUUUGUGUUUUGCCAUGGAAAAUAAUGUUUAAAUAAGACCACUGUCAUCACGCUGGAGCUCUGUUUUCCCUAAGUACGGUAUUUGAAAGGAAUUACGCAAUAUAGUGUCUUUUCCCAGCUGGGAGAGGCAAGUCACUGCUUAGAUGGCCGGUCCUGGAUAUGAAGAAAUUUGGUCUACUCAGUGUGAGUGACAUAUUUACCCUCCUCCACCAUGAAUGUGCCCAUGCACUUAGCCAUUUCUGCAGAGUUGCACAGAUUCUGUACUUGCUGAAAAAUAUGCUUGCAUGGAAAGGCCUUGUGGCGUAUUUUGUGGCAUUGAAUUGCUACCAUCUGUUUCCUAGCCAACGUUAAAAGAAAAAGAAAAAAGAAGAAGUAGCAUUAGAAAAUGUGCCAUUUUACAAGUGCUACAGUAAAAUUUUUUUUACACUUCAUUCCCUACCCUCGAAUAUGUGGAUGUAAGAGUGGCUUCAGAUACUUUCAGAUUUAUCAAUUCACAGCUGCAUUUAAUAAAACAUUUGAAGUUUAUCACAAAUGCUUUCACUGUUAACUACUACUUCCCCGCACCCCGUGGAAUUGGUGGUGCAAGUCUUAAUUACAUUUUGUGUUAUUGACUAAUAUAUAUUUUAAUAUUUAUUUUAAAGAUAUUUCUUCCCACAACGAUAUCUGUUCCUAGGCAUAGAAGAAUGGCAUUUUAAGAGAAUUUGACAUAGUAACUAUUAAUAGCUUGAAAACUGAAAAUUCUGACUCUUACAAUAAAGACUCUAUUGUCUUUGG
Messenger RNA from Homo sapiens (human), 22348 nucleotides. RefSeq lists its product as uncharacterized. The transcript has 3 exons. Bases 1 to 1263 code for a protein of 420 amino acids. Lineage: Eukaryota; Metazoa; Chordata; Mammalia; Primates; Hominidae. The record is from RefSeq and is a predicted model, not a curated record.